UUGUGUCCGACAGGUGUCAGAGAUGGCCGAAGAUGGCAGCGAGGAGAUCAUGUUCAUCUGGUGUGAAGACUGCAGCCAGUACCACGACUCUGAGUGUCCCGAGCUGGGCCCCGUGGUCAUGGUCAAGGACUCCUUCGUGCUAAGCAGGGCGAGGUCCUCCCUGCCGUCCAACCUGGAGAUCCGGCGCCUGGAGGAUGGGGCGGAGGGUGUGUUCGCCGUUACUCAGCUGGUCAGGCGCACGCAGUUUGGCCCAUUCGAGUCCAGAAGGGUUGCCAAGUGGGAGAAGGAGUCCGCGUUUCCGCUGAAGGUGUUCCAGAAGGACGGGCACCCCGUGUGCUUCGACACCUCCAACGAGGACGACUGCAACUGGAUGAUGCUGGUGCGGCCGGCGGCCGAGCCCGCGCACCAGAACCUCACAGCCUUCCAGCAGGGCAGCGACGUGUACUUCACCACCUCCUGCGACAUCCCGCCUGGCACCGAGCUGCGCGUGUGGUACGCGGCCUUCUACGCCAAGAAGAUGGACAAGCCCAUGCUGAAGCAGGCCGGCUCCAGCGGCCACGCCACAGGUGCCCCAGAACUUGGCACCCCGGCAGAGGCCGAGCGCGGCCCGUGGGCCUGCAAAGUGUGCGCCAGCUCCUUCCUAGAGCUGCAGCUGCUCAACGAGCACCUCCUGGGCCACCUGGAGCACAGCAAGGGGCCCACGCCAGGCAGCCAGCCAGAGGCAGCGGCAGUGCCCGAGAAGGAGCCCGGUGCACCCCGUGGGGAGCCCCCCGCGGCCCCGGAGGGUGCUGCACCCCCCAAGGAGAAGAAGAAGCCGCGACGCGGGCGGAAGGCCAAGGUGCCCAAGGCCCAGCAGCCCCGGGCCGUCGCGGAGGACGAGGAGCCUGCCGAGCCAGUGGCGGAGAUCAUCACCGAGGUCCCGCCAGACGAGCCCGCGAGCGCCACGCCGGAGGAGCGGAUCAUGGAGCUGGUUCUGGGGAAGCUGGCCACGCCCACCGACACCGUCAGCCCGGUGCCCAAGUUCACACAUCACACGAGCGGCACGCUGACCCUCAAGCGGGGCCUGGUCCUGGCCAGCAGACACGGCCUCCGGCGGAAGCUGGCACGGCAGCUGGGCGAGCACAAGCGCGUGCACCAGUGCGGGGUGUGCAGCAAGGUCUUCCAGAACAGCAGCAACCUCAGCCGCCACGUGCGCUCCCACGGUGACAAGCUGUUCAAGUGUGAGGAGUGUGCGAAGCUGUUCAGCCGCAAGGAGAGCCUGAAGCAGCACGUGUCGUACAAGCACAGCAGGAACGAGGUGGACGGCGAGUACCGGCACCGCUGCGGCACCUGCGGGAAGACCUUCCGCAUGGAGAGCGCGCUGGAGUUCCACAACUGCAGGACAGAUGACAAGACGUUCCAAUGUGAGAUGUGUUUCAGAUUCUUCUCCACCAACAGCAACCUCUCCAAGCACAAGAAGAAGCACGGGGACAAGAAGUUCGCCUGCGGGGUCUGCAGCAAGAUGUUCUACCGCAAGGACGUCAUGCUGGACCACCAGCGGCGCCACCUGGAGGGUGUGCGGCGGGUGAAGAGAGAGGACUUGGAGGCCAGCAGCGAGAGCCUGGUCCGCUAUAAGAAGGAGCCCUCGGGGUGUCCCGUGUGCGGCAAGGUGUUCUCCUGCCGGAGCAACAUGAACAAGCACCUGCUCACCCACGGGGACAAGAAGUACACCUGCGAGAUCUGCGGGCGCAAGUUCUUCCGCGUGGACGUGCUCAGGGACCACAUCCACGUGCACUUCAAGGACAUCGCGCUCAUGGACGACCACCAGCGGGAGGAGUUCAUCGGCAAGAUCGGGAUCUCGUCCGAGGAGAACGAGGACAACUCCGACGAGAGUGCGGACUCGGAGCCCCACAAGUACAGCUGCAAGAGGUGUCAGCUCACCUUCGGCCGCGGCAAGGAGUACCUGAAGCACAUCAUGGAGGUGCACAAGGAGAAGGGCUACGGCUGCAGCAUCUGCCACCGCCGCUUCGCCCUCAAGGCCACCUACCACGCGCACAUGGUCAUCCACCGCGAGAACCUGCCGGACCCCAACGUGCAGAAGUACAUCCACCCGUGCGAGAUCUGCGGCCGCAUCUUCAACAGCAUCGGGAACCUGGAGCGCCACAAACUCAUCCACACCGGUGUGAAGAGCCACGCGUGCGAGCAGUGCGGCAAGUCCUUCGCGCGCAAGGACAUGCUCAAGGAGCACAUGCGCGUGCACGACAACAUCCGGGAGUAUCUGUGCGCGGAGUGCGGCAAAGGCAUGAAGACCAAGCACGCGCUGCGCCACCACAUGAAGCUGCACAAGGGCAUCAAGGAGUACGAGUGCGAGGAGUGCCACCGCAAGUUCGCGCAGAAGGUCAACAUGCUCAAGCACUACAAGCGGCACACGGGGAUUAAGGACUUCAUGUGUGAGCUGUGUGGGAAAACUUUCAGCGAGAGGAACACGAUGGAGACGCACAAGCUCAUCCACACAGUGGGGAAGCAGUGGACGUGCUCCGUGUGCGAUAAGAAGUAUGUGACGGAGUACAUGCUGCAGAAGCACGUGCAGCUCACGCAUGACAAGGUGGAGGCGCAGAGCUGCCAGCUGUGCGGGACCAAGGUGUCCACGCGCGCCUCCAUGAGCCGGCACAUGCGGCGCAAGCACCCCGAGGUGCUCGCUGUGAGGAUCGAUGACCUGGACCACCUCCCCGAGACGACCACCAUCGACGCCUCCUCCAUUGGCAUCGUCCAGCCCGAGCUGAACCUGGAGCAGGAGGAGCUGGCGGAGGGGAAGCACGCGAAAGCUGCCAAGCGCAGCCACAAGCGGAAGCAGAAGCCUGAGGAGGACGCCGGUGCGCCAGGGCCGGAGGAUGCCACCUUCAGCGAGUACCCGGAGAAGGAGCCCGAGUUCACGGGCAGCGUGGGUGACGAGACCAGCUCGGCCGUGCAGAGCAUCCAGCAGGUGGUGGUGACCCUGGGGGACCCCAGUGUGACCACCCCGUCCAGCUCCGUGGGCCUGACCAACAUCACCAUGACGCCUAUCACCACCGCGGCCGGGACUCAGUUUACCAACCUGCAGCCGGUGGCCGUGGGGCAUCUCACCACCCCUGAACGCCAGCUCCAGCUGGACAACUCCAUCCUGACCGUGACCUUUGACACCGUCAGCGGCUCCGCCAUGUUGCACAACCGGCCCAGUGAGGUCCAGAUCCACCCCCAGCCCGAGGCCUCGAACCCGCAGUCCGUGGCCCAUUUCAUCAACCUGACCACACUGGUUAACUCCAUCACGCCCCUGGGGAACCAGCUCAGUGAGCAGCACCCACUCACGUGGCGGGCUGUGCCCCAGACGGACGUGCUGCCCCCGCCGCAGCCUCCCGCUGCCCCGCAGCAGGCCGCGCCCCCGCAGGCGCAGGCAGAGCAGCCGCAGAUGUACAGCUACUGAGCCGCUGCGCCGGGCCCGAGGGUCUGGGGGCUCGGGCUCGUUUGCUGGAUACCAAAACACUAUCGUAGGGAGGGCCAGCCAGCUUUGCAGAGCCGCCUCCACGCCCAGCUCGGUGCACCGGCCCUGGCAGGCAGGAGUGCAGAGCUCCAUCCCUGGUUCGCCUUCUCCAGGAGGCACAGUGGCCCCAGGACCGUGUGCCUGACGCAGAGCUUGGGCGGGACAGGGGAGAGAAGCAGGACCCUGUCUUGCUCUGUUUUCCUUAGAGCUCAGUUACUGUGUAAACCCACACGGUGUCCGGGGGCGGCACCACAGCGGCAGUUCUCGUCGGGGGUUUUCAGCUGAAGGGACUUCUGUCCUCUUCCCCCAGCAUGAGCUGGGUCUGGGUUGUGGAACACCUGCAGGCCUGGGCCAGUGGUGAGACGCAGUGUGACAGCGCAUGACCGGGCCCCGCAGGCUCCGCCUGGGCCAGGGCCCCCACGAGGCCACCAGCUCGGGUGAGAAAGGCAUCUGGGGUAUUUGGCAGCUGGUUUUCAGUAGCUUUUUCCUUCUCCUUUUUACUGUAUUCAACAUGUGCUCAAGCCCCCGUGUGGCCAGUGUGUUUUUAACUAUUUGAACGUGAUCAAGUCAUUUGCACUGUUAGUUCAGGGCCCUGGUUGGGAUCAGCGUGGUUGCCAGCUGGGCCCAGGGUGAGGAUGAGCCCGGGGCUCCCCGAUGCUGCGGAGCCGUCUCAGGUUCUCUCCUGCCCAGGUGUAUUUAUUGUGGCUGGAGCCCGGCUGCAGCCCCAAACUGAAGGGUGGACGAAUCCGUGUUCUCUUUCCGUGUGAGCCCUGGUUCCAAGGGGGGAUGUGUUCGAAGACCAGUUUCCUCUAAGAGUGUUGAUGAGUCCGGCUCUUGCUGGGGGGAAGCAAAGCUGUUUCAGAAAUGCACAGAGCGCAUUUUCCUGCCGGUCUGGAAGCAGGUGAGGUCAGCUCAGCAGCAGAAACAUUAACUGCCUCGUGACGGGAGGGUGCCGUGGGGAAACGUGCCACCUCGCGUGUGUGUCAUGCGAUCGUAGCCAGCAGCACUGGACACCGAGCAGAAGGAAGUGUGGUUGGAUUGUUCUGGUCCAUCUUUCACACUGUCCAAAACAUAAGGAGACGUGCUUUAUUUGUCCUUGGUCACUGCUUGUCCCCACUCUUCUGUUCUUCUUCUGUUCUUUUGGGGCCCAGAAGAAGAUACACAGUGAAUAGGUGGCAGAACCAGGCAUAGUGGUGCAUACCUGCGAUCCCAGCACUGGGGAGGCUGAAGCAGGAGGAUCACUGUGAGUCCAAGGCCAGCCUGGGCUCCGUAGUGAGACUGGCUCAGAAUAAAAUGAGCAGGGAGCCAGCUGGUAGUGCCGAGAGAAGGGGUCCGUGUGAUCCUUAACUUCAUUCCACACAGCAAGCUGUGGAGGGCAGGGCUGGAACGUGUACGGUGCGUGCUUUCUGGAGCACGGGGGUCUUCCCUCCCACAGGGGGUCGGGACUGCAGAGCCCAGGACGGGGACCCCCUCCGUGUCUGCACUGCCAUCUCCUGUCCUCAUGGAACUCACGGCGGUGGGGGGGGGGCAACUAUUGGACUUUUUAAUUUAUAAUUAUUUUUAUGUUAUUUAUGACUGUAACUGGCUGCUUUCUACAUCCUAGUUUCACAAGCCAGCUCCGGCUAGGGGUGGUUUUUUUUCUAAAAUGUUGUUUGUACUUUCCAGGCCGGAGUAGUCCAGGCAGCCGACCCUGGAAUCGGCAGGCGACCCCAGGCUCCAGGGUAUUUUUGUACAAUCAGCAAAGGUUUUUUUUUGCAUCUGCAGAAGUUUCAGGGCGAAUGACUUAGAAAAGAAGCCAGACAGGCGUGUGGGGCUCUGGUGAAACCUGGCUGGCCUGUAUCCUUUUUCCUCUUCACUCUGAAACAGAGGCCUUCUGGGGCACAGUUUUAUUUUUUUUAAAGACGUCGUUUUUGUGCCUAGAGCAAGGCUGAGUCUGAUGUUUUCAAAGACCCUAAUUUAGGUUGUGAGGCCCAUGCCCUGCCGCCACCCGCUUACACACGCGGGUGUGGCCCUCCGGGAGCCGAGCUCUCCAAGGUUCCGUGGACAUGGGGAUCUUGCCGGGGCUCCCGUCUGGGGCAGGCGGGGUUGUCUUGCAGCAGGUGCUAUGGUUGCAUGUAAGAAACUGUACAGCAAAGAACAAGGUACUCCCUGGCCCGCAGUCACCGUGGUACGCGGCUCUACACACGGUCCACUGUGCAGUGGUGGACGGUGUGGCUCUCCUGAUGGAAGAGGCGCCUGGACAGAGGAUGGCCAGGCCACUCUUCCACCCCACUCGAUCCAAGAUGUAAGGAUGGAUUCUGAAAGGAGGAAUUAGUUUGAGCUGUGUGGCCGGGGCAUGCCAUGAUGCUGCCUUGGUUAUUAUACAUUGAUAAACCGUGAGGUUCCCGCCCAGCCCGGGGACUGGUGGGGCCGUGGUCACGUGUGUGACUGCGGCUUCUGCAGGCGACGCGGGGACAGCUGCAGGCCGCGUCACUCGCGGCCCCUGGGCUGGCUCUGGCGGGUGAAGUGUUGUCUCAGGGAAUGCUGCGUGCCAGGCACCCUCCUGUGAGGGUGUGACCCCGCCCUGGGCACUGCCGGGGAGGCAGGCCUCGUGCACCUUCUGUGUCUCCCCAUCUGUGCCUGGGGGCUGAGGCGCCUGGCUUCUGGCUGUGGGCAGUGUCUGUGAUUUCCUGUGGGAUCUUGAACAGCGUUCAAGCUGUACUUCCUGUCACAUUGGUUUGUGUAACGGUAAUAAAAGGUGCUGUGACCUGUGUUUU
Molecule: messenger RNA, 6252 nt
Organism: Chinchilla lanigera (long-tailed chinchilla)
Lineage: Eukaryota; Metazoa; Chordata; Mammalia; Rodentia; Chinchillidae
Gene: Prdm15
Product: PR domain containing 15
Exons: 23
Coding region: 23-3439 (1138 amino acids)
Biological process (GO): regulation of transcription by RNA polymerase II; cell fate commitment
Cellular component (GO): nucleus; cytoplasm
Molecular function (GO): histone deacetylase binding; RNA polymerase II cis-regulatory region sequence-specific DNA binding; DNA-binding transcription factor activity
Source: RefSeq, a predicted model, not a curated record